AUGUCCUCCAUCCUGCCGUUCACCCCUCCCAUCGUCAAGCGGCUCCUGGGCUGGAAGAAAGGGGAGCAGAACGGGCAGGAGGAAAAAUGGUGCGAGAAGGCGGUGAAGAGCCUGGUGAAGAAGCUGAAGAAGACGGGGCAGCUGGACGAGCUGGAGAAGGCGAUCACCACGCAGAACAUCAACACCAAGUGCAUCACCAUCCCCAGGUCUCUGGAUGGCCGGCUGCAGGUGUCCCACCGCAAGGGCCUUCCCCAUGUGAUCUACUGCCGGCUGUGGCGGUGGCCGGACCUGCAUAGCCACCAUGAGCUGCGGGCCAUGGAGAUGUGCGAGUACGCCUUCAACAUGAAGAAGGACGAAGUCUGCGUGAAUCCCUAUCAUUACCAACGAGUGGAGACCCCAGUGUUACCUCCAGUGCUGGUGCCUCGGCACACGGAGAUCCCAGCUGAGUUCCCACCGUUAGACGAUUACAGUCACUCUAUUCCAGAGAACACUAACUUCCCAGCAGGCAUUGAGCCGCAGAGCAACUACAUUCCAGAGACACCUCCUCCAGGCUAUUUGAGUGAGGAUGGAGAAACCAGUGACCACCAGAUGAACCCCAGCAUGGAUGCAGGUUCUCCAAACUUAUCACCAAAUCCUGUGUCUCCAGCACACAAUAAUCUGGAUCUGCAGCCUGUUACCUACUGCGAGCCGGCGUUCUGGUGCUCCAUAUCCUACUAUGAACUCAACCAGCGCGUGGGGGAGACUUUCCACGCCUCGCAGCCCUCCAUGACCGUGGACGGUUUCACCGACCCGUCGAAUUCUGAACGCUUCUGCCUUGGUCUGCUCUCUAACGUGAACAGAAAUGCAGCGGUGGAGCUCACAAGACGACACAUCGGGAGAGGAGUGAGGCUGUACUACAUAGGUGGCGAGGUGUUUGCCGAGUGCCUUAGUGACAGUGCCAUUUUUGUCCAGUCUCCCAACUGCAACCAGCGCUACGGCUGGCACCCAGCAACAGUCUGCAAGAUCCCACCAGGAUGUAACCUGAAGAUUUUUAACAACCAGGAAUUCGCAGCUCUCUUGGCGCAGUCUGUCAACCAGGGCUUCGAGGCUGUGUACCAGCUGACCAGGAUGUGCACGAUUCGGAUGAGCUUCGUCAAGGGCUGGGGAGCAGAAUACAGGCGGCAGACGGUGACCAGCACUCCCUGCUGGAUUGAGCUGCACCUCAAUGGCCCCCUGCAGUGGCUGGACAAGGUGCUCACGCAGAUGGGCUCCCCGAGCAUCCGCUGUUCCAGCGUCUCCUAAGGAAGCACCUCCUGGGGGCGGGCGGGGGAGCAAAGACUGGAGAAUGGAAUUGGCUGAACCCUUAGCAAAACACAUAGAGAAGAGAUUCCCAGUUACUGAAGUGAUAAGGAGAAACGAAUCUGCUAAAAUAGUGGCUUUUCUUGGUUUUGUUUCGUUGUUUUUUGUUUUUUUUUUUAAACCCAUUGAAGCCACUUCCACUGAAACUGUUAGCACUUUGGUUACAAGGCUGCGGGCCCUUGCAGUUAGAAUGAAGCUGAAGUUUAUCACGAUAAAAGAUGACUUUGUUUCAGCGGAGAGAAGCCAGUGCUGUGCCUCCAGCCGUGGCACGUCCCAUCCGCCCCACGCAGCCCCAGCGUCUCCGACACACGCCAUGGGUCUUUGGGAUGACUCUUGCUCGUGCGUUGCUGUCCCCAUCCAUGGAUGGAGAUGCACGCCCGUUCUCCCUGGGGUGGCAGCAGUAGGGGGAAAAGGAAGCACGUAAAGCACAGGCAAGGACUGAUUCCCCAGUACUGCUCCCAAAAGGAACGGAUUUCCACGCCGCACAGCUCACUGAGAGGCAGCACCUUGCUUUGUGCCCAAGCUGCUGCUGUGCCCUGCUCGUCUCGGACUGGAUUCACGUGAAGCAGAGGCCAAAGUCACGGCUCUUUCUGACACUGCUGCGGCAACUUUUGACUAGAGCCGCUCACGGACAGACAUUGGGAGUGUGAGGAGCUCUUGCUGGAUAAGUUAAGCCUUUGUUAUUGUGCAUUAACUAAAGAAAGUUUGUAUUCUAUUUUCUCAUUGUGUUGAAUGGUAUCUGCCACUUCUUAAGUCUUAGGGGCUUAGUGAACUCGGUGCCCAGGUCUGCUCUGGAGAUGGCUCUUGCUGCCAUUUGCAGAAAACCCAAUUCCAUAGGUUAUGCUACGGUCAGACGUGACUGUGCAGCAACCAGGACAUCUCAGAUGCACCAAAAAAACUCAGUUAAAAACUUACUUCAUCUGACGAAAAUGCUCUGAGAUGUGUUCUCACCUGGAGAAACGGAGAGAGUGUAUUACCAUGUAUUAUAAAAUGUUCAUUUGAAAUAUACAUGCUCCAGACUGCUCAGUAUUUUUUUCCCUGCAGCAACUGUCGUGGCAAACAACUUCCACAACUGGAAAAAAAAAACCUUAGCACUUGUUUUUACGGUUCCAGUUUGCCAAUUAAGUCUCAUAACUUUGUCAGUGCUGUCCGGUUAUUUGCUUCUUUACACCUGUGUUGAAUGCCAUACGUGUUUGUGCCAAAAUAUUAGAAGGGGGAGGGGAGAAAAUGAUAAUCAGAAUUUCUUAGGGAAUUAGUUUUUCUCUAUCUACUCAACGUGUGGCUCUGGGAAGGACAGGCUGCGAGAGACACUGGGCGGUUUGUGUGAAGGCCUGGGCCCUGAAGAGCGUUCUGCUCCCAGGCUCAGUGCCUUGUGACGCCUUUCAAACACUUCCAGGAUCGCCCUCGUGCCCGCCUGUCUGCAGGGAGGCAGGGAGGCUCUUUGCAUGUGCUCAUCUGCUCUGUCCUUCAGCCCCACCGCUUGGCUUGGACCCGAGGCAUCAGCAGGACCCGGCUGGGACACAGAGCAGAGGUGUUGCUUCACCAGGCAGACACAGGGAUGCUCCCGAGGAGUCUUCUUCCAGAAAUGACGUUUUGUUUCUGAACUCUGGGUGAGCUGCGGUGGUGCAGGUGGCAGGGUCCCGGGUGAGCUUUCCCUGUGCAGCACGGCUUGUAUCAUAGCGCUGGAGGUUUUCUAGGACUUCGUUUUCACUUUUUGUUUCUGCCGUGUGUCUCAGUUAAAUCUCUGAUUGCGUGGACUUGUGCAAGAAGACCACCUAUACAAAGUAGUGUCUUUGAGCCGCCUCAGUAGGGGUGUCUGUCAUCAUGGGCUGAUGAAGCACGUGCUUUUGGGUACAGCUUUCUAACAGCUGCAAAGAGUAAUUUAUUCAGACUUCUGUGGAAAUAUUUGACUUUCUGUUUUAGUGAGAGAGGAGAGGAUCUGCUCCGUAAGAUUGUCCCACGUUUCCUACUCGAGCGUCUUCAAGGCACGUUCGCUUUUUACCACUUUGCUUUAUCUCCAUAAUCAUCAAAAAGUUGGGCUCUGCGGUGUCUUGUGCACCAGCGACCAAAACAGCACCUUAAAUUCUGGCAUCAGACAGCUCAUUCCCCCUGUGUGUGCAGGACCCAGCCUGACCCGGGGCACUAGCUGGAGUAAGCCCUGCCUUUAUACAGAGCCUGCACGGAAUCGCCUCAGCCAAAGUAAGAACUGGACCUGGAUUCCCUCUGCAAACCAGAUUUGUGUGUUUAAUUUGAUGAAGGACAGCGAGUUGCUGACCGCUGUUAACAGAUGCCUCUUUUGAAACAGGAUCUGGAUGAUGCGUAAAAACUCUGGUUAGUCCCACCUCAUCAUCCCUCCAGUAAAUGACUUCCAAUGGAAAGCAUAAAGCUGCUCUAGCGAUGCCAUUAGAUAAAACGGAGAGAUGGUCUUCACUAAAGUAGUCAUGUCCUCUCCUCCCCAUUGUUCGCCUCCUCACUAAUGCAUAAAAGCUUCAUGGUUUCCAGCGUUACCUUAUGAAGCCAAAUGGGAAGCCCUGUGCCACGCAGGCCGGGGAGGGGCCAUGAUCCUUUCACUUUGCCCAGCAGCAGCGAGGUGGGCAGGUGAAAGCCAAUUCCCUGCCGAGCGCUGGAUCCCGGCACCGAAGGGAAGAGGGCACGGGGCUGCUCGGCGCUGGCGGUGCCCCCAAGUACACAGGGCUUAGUCUUCAUUUUACAUUUUUUUCCAAAACUCUAUGGAAGUAGCUUUGAUAUGUAGCACGGGUGUAUGCCGUCAGCCUGCCCUAGAUGAUGACACGACUGGAUGGAGUAUCUAUCUCCUCGAUGGCGGCCUCGGGUCGUUUCACCAGGAUUUCAGACGUUUUCAUUACUAGUGGAGUCACUAGCAGGAACUUUGACUCUUUUUAAUUAGUGUAGCUGUACACAAGGGCCUGGCUGCUGGCAGAUGACACUGAUGGCCCUGUGGUUUUAUGUGACUGUGGAGUUUUUUUUUUUUUUUUAAUUGUUAUUAUUAACGUAUUGAACUGAAUUGCAGUGUGUAUUUUGCGUUAAGCUUGUCUUAGAAUUAAUCCAGUGCUAUCCAUUUGAUGCAGUAGCCAGAAUCAGCAGGUGUACGCACGAAGACAGAGAAAUCUGAUUGCAUCCAGUUUCCUCACAGCUCCAGUACCCCGUUACCACGAGCAGGCUGCAGGUGGCCUUUCAGACAGCGGGAAACAACCCCAUUUCCCCUCCCCUACAGCAUGGGCACGCUUCGAACCGUGCAGGUCUUUACAGGUCGAAGAAUAUUCAGGACUCCAGCUCGAGCAGCAAGUGUUAGCAUCCACACCUCGUGCUGUUGCUAAGUAGAAAAAGCACAAGGAGCGAGAAGAGCACAGCGCAGUGAGGGACAUCAGCCCUGUCACAAAGCAUCUGUGAGCUUUCCUAGUGCUCCAAGGCACCGGAUAGGUAGGAGGGGUGGGAUAUCACAAAUAAGCUGGGAAGCUAGGAGGGGAAGUAAUUAGUCACUAUAUCGUAGUUGAUGGAGCGGUAUGGUUAAGAAAUUCAGCGUAUGUUUUUUAUUAUGUACAUGCUUGUAUUUAGGUUGUCUUUCUUGAGUAUUCAGAUGAAUCAAAUGCUUAACUUUUAACAGAAAGGGCAAUGCAGAAUUCCGAGCGUUAAAUCUUUCCUGUGUCCCUUUCUGGGACUGCUAACGAGGCAGUUACUGACGUGAGAACAAGAGACGCAUCUCAGAGCUGGGCAACAAGUGCUGGCAAAGAAGGCAACACGAGGACGUCUCCAGCAGGAGUCUGUACCCGAGCUGUUGUUUUACCUUUUUAGCAACGAGUCAGGUUCCCAGAUGGGCCCUUCCUUCAGUCGUGUUCUUCAGGUCUUUUCAGAUUUACGAGGCUUUAAAAAGAAAACAGCACAGCGUUCUGUAAAUGCUUUGGUUCAUCCUCAUCCUCGCGUUUCCUCCGGUUUGUGGAUAUGAGAGGAGUCUGCGCCGCUCUGCUGCUGGGGCGCACGCCGUGCUCUCCCCACGGAGGCAGCCUACUUCCUUCACUCCCGAUUGAACUGUUCCCCUUUGAUAGAUACGUAUGAGCAUGUAUGCAGUAGUUUAGGUUUUCUUAACCUGAGAUUGUAUGUUAACGAGCGGUGGUGUCACCUACAUGCUUUAGCUUGUUGAGCAUUAUGCGCCUAUUUUGUUACUACAGGCCUGUACUAUGUAUGCCCUCUUAUUUCAUAUGUGAAACUGUAAGUUCUAUUUUUGACAUUUUAAUAAACUUUGAUUUGAAAACUGAG
Molecule: messenger RNA, 5610 nt
Organism: Numida meleagris (helmeted guineafowl)
Lineage: Eukaryota; Metazoa; Chordata; Aves; Galliformes; Numididae
Gene: SMAD3
Product: SMAD family member 3
Exons: 9
Coding region: 1-1281 (426 amino acids)
Biological process (GO): anatomical structure morphogenesis; regulation of transcription by RNA polymerase II; BMP signaling pathway
Cellular component (GO): heteromeric SMAD protein complex
Molecular function (GO): DNA-binding transcription factor activity, RNA polymerase II-specific; I-SMAD binding; RNA polymerase II cis-regulatory region sequence-specific DNA binding
Source: RefSeq, a predicted model, not a curated record